Messenger RNA from Dermacentor silvarum, 1579 nucleotides. Its product is annotated as regucalcin. Gene Ontology annotation, biological process: L-ascorbic acid biosynthetic process. The transcript is spliced from 6 exons. Gene Ontology annotation, molecular function: gluconolactonase activity; calcium ion binding. The record is from RefSeq and is a predicted model, not a curated record. NCBI's taxonomy places the organism in Eukaryota, Metazoa, Arthropoda, Arachnida, Ixodida, Ixodidae. The coding region runs from base 409 to 1452 and encodes 347 amino acids.
UGUCUGUGAUAAUGAAGCCUUUGUUUUCCGAAUUUGCGAAUACCCGUGUUUGCCUGGCCAGUCCGGCGCUUGCUUUUCGCCUUGCGUGUUCUGUUAUCGGUCACGAGAUUGCGGCGAUUGAUUUUCUGCUAAGGCUGUUAGUUUGUCGCCCCUUUGCCAGUACACUUGUUUGCCUCGUUCUUCCGUUGCUUGCCGCUUCGUCUUGUGCGUUCUACUGUCGGCCGCGACACUAAGGUGAUUGAGUGUUUUGUUACGUCGUAAAGUUGGUUCUGUUCCUUGCGCCACUGGUCCUUUGUCGUGUUGGUCGCGGCUCGCGGAUCCCCUGAGCGAAGGCGAGGGGGCCUUCAUCGGGCACCCAACGUGUUUUUUUUUUUUCGUUUUCUUUUUCUUUUUCUGGAGUACGGUUCCAUGCCACGGAUACCACGAAAACAAGGAAACCGCCCCAUCUUGAGGCAGCUGGCAAUUCCCCUUAGGCCUACCUGUAUCGCUCCGACAUCGGGUCCCACAGCUGCCGCAUUUGUACCCAACCGCCCGAACAGCACCGGGAAGAUGAAAGUGGAAGCAGCCAGCACGCGCAAGAGUCUUCUGGGCGAAGGGCCGCACUGGGACGAGCGCAACUCGACGCUGCUCAUGGUCGACGCCCUCGGGCGGGAGGUGGUGCGCUACGACCCCUCGUGUGGCACGGAGUCGCAGGUCAUCCGCACGGAAGGUGACCUGGGCAACGUCAUCCCUUUCGCGGAUGACAACCGCCAGGUGGCGCUUUGCAUGGAGCAGGGCCUGUACCGGCUCAACCUAGACACGCACCAGAAGGAGCUACUUGUCGAGAUGCUCGACCCCGAGUCCCCGGUGAAGUCCAGGCUCAACGAUGGCAAGUGUGACGCCCUGGGGCGCCUCUGGACUGGGUCGAUGCCCUCCACAGGAGUGCAGAACGUGAUACCAGGGAAGAACAACUUCUGGUGCUACUCGAAGGGAAAGCUGCAGCACAAGUUGGACGGGGUGACCCUCUCCAAUGGCAUCACGUGGACGACGGACAACAGGGUCAUGUUCUACGACGACUCAGUGCCCGGACAGAUCUACGCCUUCGAUUUCGACCUCACCGCGGGAGAGAUCUCAAACCGGCGAUUGCUGGCCGACUUCAGCACGACGCCCGGCUACGAAGGGCUGGGCGUCCCGGACGGCAUGACCAUCGACCUCAACAACAAGAUCUGGGUUGCGUGCUUCGGAGGCAGCGCGGUGGUGCAGAUAGACCCCGAGACCGCCAAGAUCCUGACCAAGAUAAGCUUUCCGGCCAAGUACACCACAUCGUGCUGCUUCGGAGGCAAGAACUACGACGUUCUGUACGUCACGACAGGCAGUUUUCGUCCAGACGCCACUAGGCCCGAGGACGGCCUACUCUAUAGGGUUACCGAGCUGGGAGCAAAGGGCAAGGCAGCUUACGAGUUUGCCGGUUAGACCCUAGCCGUGCUAGGUGUGCCAAUUGACACCGUCGCCAUGCCGAAGCGACGGGAAGGCGGAAAGACAUAUUGGGCAUAUGAGGCGAAGUGUGGCGUUGUAAAUUGAAAUAAAUCAUCCAGAUAAU